Molecule: messenger RNA, 4703 nt
Organism: Owenia fusiformis
Lineage: Eukaryota; Metazoa; Annelida; Polychaeta; Sabellida; Oweniidae
Source: the annotation of a GenBank genome assembly
GAGCACCCUAGAGAUGGGGAAGUUUGGAUGUUGUUUGCGGGCUCCCGUGGAAGAGAUUACUACAUUAGAUUACCGCCACUCAGGACUAGAACAUGUGCCUGCUGAAGUGUUUAACUCAGAAAGGACACUCGAGGAGCUGUUCCUGGACUCAAACUCCAUAAGAGAUUUACCAAGAGAAUUAUUUUACUGCCAUGGACUGCAGAAGUUGACUGUUGCUGACAAUGAGGUGACAGUGGUCCCUCCUGCCAUAGCCAGUCUCAUCAAUUUGAGAUAUCUGGACAUUAGCAAGAAUGGUAUCAUAGACCUUCCAGACCAGAUCAAACAAUGUAAGCUGUUACGCCAUGUUGAAGCAAAUAUUAACCCACUUGGGAAGCUACCAGAAGGGUUUACCCAGCUACUAUGUAUGACCCAUCUCUACCUGAAUGACUGCUUCUUGGACUACUUACCUGGCAACUUUGGAAGGCUAUCAAAACUGAAGAUUCUAGAGCUGAGAGAGAACCAUUUAAAAACACUGCCCAACAGUUUAUCAAGACUAACAGAGCUGGAGAGGCUGGACAUUGGGAACAAUGAAUUCACUGAACUGCCGGAAGUUGUCGGCCAUCUUUCUUCCUUACUGGAACUGUGGUGCGACUCUAACCAGAUCACCAAAUUACCAAAGGAGAUUGGAAAAUUAAAACAGUUGAUGUUCUUUGAUGCCAUGAAGAAUCGUAUUGAGAAGUUACCUUCAGAGAUAGAGGGUUGUGAAUCUCUCUCAGAUCUUCAUCUCUCACUUAACCUUAUCACUGAGUUACCAGAGUCCAUAGGUCGUUUGGAUAGUCUGACUACAUUGAAGGUAGAUGACAAUCAACUCACAUCCCUGCCAUUCUCAAUAGGAGGGUUACAGUCACUAUCAGAAUUGAAUGUAAGCUGCAAUGAUAUUGAAGAAUUCCCUCCGAGCAUAGGCCUUAUACAACAUUUACGGACUCUCUAUGCCGAUGAAAAUUUCCUUGUAGACAUUCCACCAGAGUUGGGUAGCUGUAAAGGCCUGACUAUUCUGUCAGUACGGAGCAAUAAACUUACGUUCAUCCCUGAUGAGAUAGGACACAUUCCUAAACUCCGAGUGCUCAACUUAAGUGACAAUGCCAUACAGUAUUUACCAUUCAGCCUGACCAAGCUCAAGUAUUUGCAAGCAUUGUGGCUGGCAGAAAAUCAGUCGAAGCCACUUAUUAGACUUCAGACUGAGUUGAACUCUGAGACUGGACAGAGGAAACUUACAUGUUAUCUGUUACCACAGCAACCAUCUCAAGAAACUGAAGAGAUAUACAGUGACGGAGAUGCGGACAGUUUCCAUCCGUCAAUGUGGGAAGAAGAGAGAGCUGCUAAGCAACAGAUACACUUUGACUUUGGAGAUAUGAGUGAUGUUGAGGGUAAGCUGGAGAGAAAAGCAACCCCUUACCCCAAAGAGAUGAAGCAAAUACAGCGCCACCUGCAGAAUCUUGCCAUCAGGCAGUCUCAACCAGGAGCCACACCCUCCCCAGAGAGAACUAAUAAGCCAAAAGAGGAUGAAAGGUCUACUCAGAAUAAAGAGAAGCAGAUACGCCGUCAACAGUCCCCAGUUCAGAAACUAGACAAGAUGGAUGGGGUUCCAGGCAGGAGGCACUCUGGAGAAGGAACUGGGUCUUUGAAGAGAGUUAUUAAAGAUUCUAUCCCAGAACCUACGCCACAGAAGCCUGUCACAAGACCUGUGGUAACAAAACCUGUCACAUCAAGCACUGGUGUGACAUCAUCUGGAGCCUCAACCUCAAGGGGACGUACCCCUAUUCGAGAUGAUGAUGAUGGAGGGUUCUUGUCAAAUACAAAGGUUCGUGGUACGAGCCCUGCAUCCACUCAUAGAGCUCCACUGCCACAAUCUAGAAGCUAUAAUGAGAUAUCUGCAUCUCGUACUCCUCAAACGGAUCACUUAACCCCCAGUGGUAAAUACCCAGAGAGGCGUUCCGCCAAUAUGGCACACUUUCCCAACCCUGCGUUUAACAACAUGCAGAGUAUGGGUCACAGGAGAUAUAACAAAGCACAAAGGACAAGUGGAUAUAGCUCAGAUACAGGGUACCAACACAGGCCUGUAUCUGGCAGGGAUGGUUAUGGGAGCGAUUGGGAAGGCACACGGAGUGCUGUUAGUUCCUACGCCCCUGUACGUCCUCCCCAUGGAUCUGGUUACUCCAGUGAUGUUGACAUUAAGAGGGGGCCAGGGGGACACAGGGAUGGGUACACUAGUGACCUAGAUGGCUAUAACCCUAGGAGGUACAAUAUGUAUAGACCACCUCCAACACACCAACCAAGGGGGCAGCCUCAUCAACAAACACAUUCACAUAAUGGAUAUACCCCAACACUUCAGGGCCAUCAUGCCCCACAUAAUACACCAAACUAUGGCAAUAACUCAUAUAAUACAAAUACACGGACUACAAUAAGAAACGAUGAAAAGUAUGAUCCAAAUACUCGUACAGUAAACCCAUCCACAGUGCAACCUAUACCCAACCAUACUCCAUCCUCGCCAAAAUCUGAUAGAUACCCUACAAAUAGAAACUCAUCAGGAUACGGAUAUGAAUCAAAACGUAACCCGCCUUCUCCUAAAUCUGAUAGAUACCCCAUACAAACCAACCAUUGGAAUCAAAGUGCAGCAGAACGAAACCCUCCCUCCCCCAAAUCAGACAGAUUUGCUUAUAGAUACAAACCUAAUGUUGUAGAUAGCAAUAUGAACCAUCAGAAUUCCCCAUUGAAAGCAGACACAUAUACUCCAAACCAUAAACGAUCGAUGGAGAACCUUCAGGCUUAUCAAUUCAUGCCUGCGGUAAUCCCUGAGGAGGUUGAACGUAAAACACCCUCAAGGAAUUUAUUCGGAGAAAGCAAUAAUUUGAAUCGAUCCCGUAGUGAGCAACAUAUUGGUGAACCAACCAGGAGUCAGUUGGUAGACCCAAAUGAACCAAUCACAAUGACACCAAAUCGACCACAUUGGAAGAAGGAGCUAUACACUGCACUGGAGAGUAUGCAGAGAACCCCUCUUCAAAAUACCAGUAAGAGUAUGGGCAACUUGGCACAUGAUACAGCAGGAGAUGAUGAGGAAGUCUUCUCUCCCCUGCCACCCUAUAAAUCUGCCCCAGCCUACUCUCCACCUCGGACCCGGGUCAACUCUCAACCCCCUGAACCUCAAGCAUACCCACAAACACCAACAAAGCCCCAGAACACACCAGCCACUGGUCCUGGGUAUCAGUCACCUUCGAAACCAUCAUUCCAGACUCCUAAUAAAUACCAGAAUGCCAGUAAAUCAUUCCAGACCCCCACAAAGACAUUCCAGACCCCUGAUCAGGAGCUAGCAGGUUAUAUGAACCUUACAGCCCCUGGGAAUGUUAACACACAUCAGCAACCACCUUCACAUACCUCCGAAUCUCCCACAUCACAUACAUCUCAAGCUUCGUCACAAUCCCGCACCUACGAUCUCAGAAUUGAUCCCCCAGCAACAGAGCCUCUGAAUCUGACAACAAGAGGGCCAUUACAUAGCAACACAGAUUCAAUGAGUGAUCAAUCAAGGGGGUAUGAAACGGGGGAUAAAUCCUAUGAGACACAAUCUCAGGGUAGUGCCAAUCAUCCAUUUGAUACAGUCCCUCCACUGCAUAACCCGCAGAUGCACAGAUAUGAUGAUGUUGCAGCAUAUAAAACUGAACCCAAUUCCCAGGUUUCCAGUUCUACAGACAGUGGCUAUGGACACAUAUAUGAGAGACUUCAAGACUUCCAGAGAAAUGGUGGCACUGGUGGUCCAUUGUUUAACCGUGGGAUCAUGGCUCCCCCUAACCGAGUCCCCCCUUCACCUCCUACCCAUGGCACCAUGCUGCCCCCACCCUCAAGGGACCCCCCUAGUGUACCCUACUCUAGGGAGAGCACACCUCAGAAGGGAGAUUCUGGAUAUGAUGGGGAUUCUGUCGAUAUUAAGUUGACAUCAAAUACACUACAGUCACAACAGUCAAAACUAUUUACGGUGAAUGUUUCUAAGAACCCAGGGCUUGGUUUCUCUAUAGCUGGAGGUGUAGGUUCAGUAGGCAACCCAUUUGUACAUGGGGAUAUGGGUAUAUUUGUCACUAAAGUACAACCAGAAGGCCCUGCAGGAUUGCAGCUAAAGGCUGGCGAUAAGAUUAUUGAGGUUAAUGGGCAUGACUUUGUUGAUGUGCAGCAUGAGGUAGCUGUAUCUGUGUUGAAGAAUAGUGGAUCUGGAGUAACUAUGGUCAUACAGAGAGACUGAGCUAUUAUUAAGCAAAUGAAGAUUCAGUUGCCAUGGUGACCUAUAUAUUGACUGAGAAAAUGGUAAUACUAAGAGAUAUUGAGAGACCAAAAUUGAAUAAAACCAAUAAAAGGAUGUACAGAUAUAAAAACUAGAGUUUUAUUUUAAACAAAACCAGAAAGUUUGAAUUUACCAGGCCAGGACCAUCUUCAAGAUUAGAAGCUGAAUUGAGAUAACAGCUCUUGUAAGAUGCAUAUACUUUAUGUUGAUGAAUCAGAAUCAGACAUCAAGCAAUCUUAUCAUGAAAUACUCUUGUUUUACCGAAUUUUACUGAAUAUUAUAGUAGAUUUUGUAAUAUUUUACAUACAGUGUACAUGUACAUCAAAAUCUUACUUUUGCCAAAUGUAUUUUGUAAAUUCAUUUUAUACAUUGCACUUUGAAACUGUGAAAUCGACUA